AUGGAGUCUUUGCGUGCCGAAGUGUUGGCCCAAAGGCAGCUGAUCAAGGAGCAACAGGAGCGCUUCGAGACGUUGGCGUCCCCUCGCAGGCUUCAAACAGCAGGUUUGCUGACGACAGCUACAUUUGAUGCUGAGGUCGCAGCGCUGAAGAACACGCAGUACAGCAUGGGCGGUGCAAUGGACUCCGCUUGGCUGUGCCUCUGCGGUGCUCUCGUCAUGUUUAUGCAUGCUGGCUUCGCAAUGUUGGAGACCGGCAGCUGCCGCGCAAAGAACGCAUCCAACGUUUUGAUGAAGAACUUGGUCAAUGUUACGGUGGGCACAUUGGGCUGGUGGAUCUUUGGCUGGGCUUUUGCCUAUGGCAGCCAGGGCACACCUGCUAACGGCUUCAUCGGGACGGACGGCUUCUUCGGCAUGGGGUUCUACACCAUUGAUGGUACCACUGGUGUCAUCUCGCCGCUGGCAUCGUGUGAUGCAGACGGAUGCCAGAGCACCAUGCUGAGCUGGUUCUUCCAGUGGGCCUUCUGUACGGCCGGCGCGACCAUCGUGAGUGGUGGCGUGGCGGAGCGUGUGAAGAGCCCCACUUACGCGGUGUAUGCCUUCUGCAUGACCAGCUUCAUUUACCCGGUUGUGGUCGCAUGGACGUGGGGUUACGGCUGGUUGGACUCAGUGCUGGACGUGGGUUCUCGCAAGGGCAAGCGCCAACGAGGACGUGCAAUUUCUGAGUUUGCUUCUGAUGGCGAGCUCGUAGGUGAUGCAGCGGAGGAUGCGCCAGAGGUGCCGGCACAGGCCCCGGGAGCUGAUCAUAGGGUGGUUGGCCUUGGGCAAAUCGCCAAUGUCAGUGUGGCUGCUGUCCUGAGAGCCCUCGCCUCGGUUCAUUGUCGCACUACUUUCAGCGCCAUGUUGAGGUGGCUGCAGGAACAUGAUGUGCGCACUUGCCAUGUGCCAGAGAUGCGCCAAAAGUUCGGCACUCUCCAGCAGAGGGUAGGUGGCCUGGGUGCUGCUUUUCGCAUUUACCAAUGGCUGCACGGUCAGGAUUGCAAAGGGCAUCGCAUUGUCCGCAUCCCCAAGGACAAACCGCACAAGCCCAUCUGGGGCUGCGCUCAAUGCGGCCGGUUAUGGGCCCGACUCAGGUCCCUUGUCAUUGACGUGCAGGCGGGAUUGCUUGACGCGUGCGAGGGCACAGAUGCUCGUGAAUCAUGGCUUCGAGGACGUUCGUUUAAGUUGAUAUGGGCCAAGCUGUCCACCGACAACCGAAAGCAUAUGGUCAACAGUAUCAAUCUUUCGAGAGCUGAGCAGAAAAUGCUUGCAUUGGGAGCCGAUGCGCUUCGCAAGGCACGAGGCCCCACUGAGGUCAGGCACACCAUGGCAAGCAGGCGUCAUGGCCAGCUGCGAGCCUUGGCAAAUGUUCCGAUUGUGCGCGGUGCUGCCCAGCAUCGGCGUGACAUGGAGGCCCCCGUUAGUGACGGGGCAGAUGCCGUUCAGCCUGCCGCCUCCCACCGAGAAGGGCAAUGCAGGCAUUGUGGUGCCAAGUUCCAGGCUCCCUCAGCUAAAGUGCUCAGCCGCCGCCUCUCUCAGCAUCGGCAAGAAAAGCAUCCUGAGCUCUGUGAUUCAAAGCCAACAUGGUAUCGGCGCAAGAGCAAGUUCUACUGGCCAUGCACGGUGUGUGGCGCUAAGAUCGUCAGUGACACUCUGAAGCAGCUGCCGGAUGCCAGGAACCGUCACAUCCAAGGCGAGCAUCCGCACGUUCCUAGGUGGGAGUUUCGCACCCUGCAGGGCCGGUGGGGCCACCACCAUCAGGUCUCCUCUCGGUCGGGUUGCAAUCGCAAGUUGAAGCAGGUCUUGGAUAUCCAAAAGCAACAGCUACUUGAAGACGGCGAUGUGGAAGCCCAACCGGGACCUUCCCCCUCCUCAUCACAAAAAGCCUGCUCCAUGCAGAUUUGGACCAUGAAUGUUGGGGGCAUGGGCAACACCUACGAUUGCCUUCAUUGUGUCUUUCAUGACAGGCCCCAUGCCGCCCUGUUGCAGGAAGUCAGAGCCAAACCGUGCGAGGUCGAGCAGUUGAAGCGCUUCCUGAGGCACCACGGCUACAAAGGCUGGUGCCAGGAUGGAUGGAUUGACAAACUUGGCCGAUCAUGGGGGGUGUUCUCACCGCUGUCCGUGAUGAUGUGCGGGCCACGCUGUGUGAUUUCGAAUGUGUGGCAACGACCACACGAGAUCGCGGAUGGGGGCAUGCUCUCGCAUCUUUAUGAACACAUGGCCAUGGCGAGUUCUCUUGAUGCUGCUUGGAUCGCUGGGGGCGAUUGGAACUUGACCCCUGCUGAAAAUCACCUUUCCGACUUUGGAACCAUUCUUGCUGCCCAGGAGGAAGGGGCUUACGCCCCCACCCGAUGGGCUGGAAGGCGUGCCAUCGACUACUUCAUCCAUCAUGAUACGCGACGGUGGGAGCCUGCGGCGAGCACGGCACAGCUCCUUCCUUACAGGGUUAGUGACCAUAAGGGUGUCUCCUUGCUUUACGAGCUGCCCUUAUUUGUCUCCAUUGGCGCCUGCAUGAACCCCACUUGUGAUUAUAGCAGGCCCUCGGAAGUGGAUGCCGAACGAUGGAGGGCUGCUCUUUCCACUGCAUGGACCUCUGUUCAAGUUCCUGAUCCAAAGACGCCGGAGGAGGAGUGGGAUUGGUUCAAUGCCACGGCUGAGCGAUGCUGUCAGCAGGCGUUCCAGGCCUGCGGUUUGCAGCCUCCUGGUUCAGGGUUCCGGGCCAAAGGCUCCCCGCCUGCGUUUACGCAGGGCCCGGCCAAGACAGCUCGCGAAAAGCCUCACACUUUCCGGCAGCGCAAGCUCGCAAAGUGGAUUGGCCGGCUGAGGGAACACCUUCGCCAGAAGGAAAGGGAUCGAUCUGAUGCGCGAUUGUGGGACACCUUGAAGCGUACUUGGCCUCCUACUUUGCCCGAGCAGCCCGAUCUAUAUGUUGCCCUGAUCGAGGCCGAAGCGCUGCUCGCCGAGGCUAAAAGAUGUGGCAGGAGCCAGGGCCUUAAGGACUGGAAAGAAGCCAUGGCGAAAGAGGGAAAAGAGUGUACUAGGUGGUUGCGACAGAACAAUGCCAAGAUUGCCGUUAACUUGAAAACUGACAGCGGCAUUGCAUCUUCCAUCGAUGAUAUCCUUGCUGCGAUCCGCGAUUCGUGGCGGGAUAUAUGGCGCAGGAAUGCCGACUGCCCAGAGCUCCAAGCUCUUCAGAACGGCGACAGGAGCAUCGUUAACGCCCACUCGUGGCGCCUGGAGGCUCAACAGCUGAUGGAGGCGGCUAGACAAAAGUCUGGUGGCGCUGAGGGAAUUGACGGUUGGUCGGGACGUGAGGUCGCUGACUGGUAUCGCCAGGUGUUUAUCACCAAAAGCGAUACUGCGAACGACGAGGCACCCACGCCGAUUGAGCUGCGUCCCCUCGCCAUCCAGUCUGUGCUCAGCCGCGUCAUCGCUUCGGCUAUGGUGCGACACCCUCAGGCGAGGGCAUGGAUCCAACGCCUGGUGCCCUUCGACGCGCAUGGAGCCGUACCCGGCAGAUCUGUUGCUGCCGCGGUUACGCAACUGAUGGAUUGCUGGGCGGAAUCCGCCAAGACUUACGCGGUGUCUCUCGAUUUGCGCAAAGGGUUCGACUUUUUGUCUCCGCAGCUGGCGACUCACACGCUGCGGCGACAUGGCUUCCCUGAACAAUGGCUCCGGCAUUACAGAUGGGCGUGGCACGAGCAAGAACGCUAUCUGCAGUUUGGCCGUUAUUCCAGUGCCGAGCCCGAGGUCAUCACUACCAGCACCCCUCAGGGGGAUGCAAUGAGCCCGUGGGCAUUCGUGCUUGCGUUGAAGGAGGCGACUGAAUCAUUCCAUGAUUUGCCGUUGCAGGAAAAAAGCACUCAGGCCCUUUUCGUCGACGACAGACAGGCCUUUGUCCACGCUUCGGCGGACGUCCUCGCGGUGACUAACCAUUGGAAGAGAUGGUGUCACCAAUUGGGCCUCCAAGAAAAUGACGGGAAACAGAAGUUUGUUGCCAAUCGCUGUGUUCACGAAGAGGAGCUGCGCGCGAUUGUCCCCUUGGAUAUGAUAGUCCCGCAGGUGCGCAUUCUUGGUGUUGAUUUCGUACAGCAGGACCGUGGCCAGACGAUCACUGCUGACGACAGAGAAGCCCAGGGUCUUGCCAUUUUGGCUAGAGCAUCCAUGCUCCCUUUAGCUCCGGGUCGCAGGGCACAUUUGGCCCGGACGCGAGCUCUGACACGGAUCAGGUGGGGUCGAUGGGCGGCCCCCAUCACUUCUCGCGUGAGUCAGCGCAUCGGCACUAGAAUCAAGAAAACUGUUGCUGCAGCCCACAGUGGAUCGAGGGAUCUGUGGGAGCUUUUGCAGGGCCACUGGACCUCCUGUUGGCUCACUCAGCUUUGUGACAACAUCGCUACGUGGGUGAGAGCUGCGGCUUACUGGCAUGCUCAUCACUUCGUUUUUCGCGGUGAAGUUUUGUUUUCACACAUCAAGGAAGCGCUGUACAGAUUGGGAUACCAAUUUGCUGCUGAUGGUGGUUUUAGACAUCCGUCCUUGACUGACAUCCCCUGGCCCUGGCUUCCUCGCCAUGGUGGUGUUAAGCAAUGGAUCGAAAGAACGCUCCACAAGGUGCGUGAGGCCUGGCGUGUACAGCGUUUUGAGGCCUUUCUUGAACGCAAUCGCCGUGACAGCUCUGCUCUCCGAGGGUUUGUUCAGUACGAGGAGGGCAUUGCCAAGAGGGCGAGGUUUUGUUAUGCUCAUAGUUCCCAGACGGUGCGGGCAUGCAUGCUUGGGGCUGCUUACAGCUCUGCUUGCUACGAGAUCAUGCGUGAUGAAUCCCUGAGUCAGACCUGCCGCUUUUGCGGCUGUGGUGAGCCUCCGAGCUUGGAGCACUUGGUUGUGCUGGCCUUGGAGUGGGUCUUCACAGCAGCAGUGGGAUGGCUUCCAACGAGCGGACCUGUGAUUCCCUUCGGGGGAGGUGCUUUGUCCCUGAGGCGCUGCACCUUUGAAAGUCAACUCCAGUGGGCCUUCUGUGCGGCCGGCGCGACCAUUGUGAGUGGUGGCGUGGCGGAGCGUGUGAAGAGCCCCACUUACGCGGUGUAUGCCUUCUGCAUGACCAGCUUCAUUUCCUGCCCGUGGGCGACCUCCUCGUGGUGGCAGGGGUCCAACGAAUGCCUACAGCGCGACGAGCUCGACAACAGGACGGUUGGGUCCGAGAUGGAGGCCUUCGCAGUGCCUUCCAUUUCGCUAUGGGGGAAGAUGCGCGGAUCUGCGGAAAUGAGGUGCACAAGCCCCUUUGCUUGGCACUUUGUGGCCGCGGUCAAGCAUGAUGACGGAGAUUUCCCGGGGGAUCUAGAUGGCGGCCCUCUUUGCUGGUCAUUGUGGUUCACUGGAGUGUGGGAAUUGUGGGGCGGUGGCCUUCUUUGCUUUCCGCUUCAUUGUCUUGGUGGAUGUACUGGACGCGGAUAUGGGGUGCUAGCUUUCUUCGCUGUCGGCGAGCUCUCUCUUGUAGACUUGCUCGUCUACUUGGACAUGCCCCUUCGUGGGGCUUUUUCGGUGUCUGCCGCGGAAGCUGCUUACACAACAAAACCUUUGACCAGCUUCAUUUACCCGGUUGUGGUCGCAUGGACGUGGGGUUACGGCUGGUUGGACUCAGUGCUGGACGUGGGCUACAUGGAUUUCGCGGGCAGCGCCAUUGUGCAUUUGACGGGUGGCGUGAGCGCUCUGGCAGGCACUGUCGUGCUCGGCCCGCGCAAGGGUCGCUUCGAGAACCCGGAGGAGUUCGAGUGCCACAACUUGCCCCUGGUGGUGCUGGGCACCUUUGCACUCUGGUUCGGAUGGUAUGGCUUCAACCCGGGCUCCACGCUGGGCAUGCACACCGGAGACACAGGCGCGAUGGCAGCACAAGUGGCCAUGAACACAACCCUGUCUGCUGCAACCGGCGGCAUCACGGUCUUCAUUCUGCGGUAUGCCAUCAUGAGGAAGUACGAUGUGGGUGGUCUUUGCAAUGGUAUCCUGGCAGGCCUCGUGUCCAUCACUGCGGGAUGUGGCAACGUGGAGUGCGGCAGCGCCUUCGCCAUCGGCUUGAUUGGUGCCUUCGUGUACCAAGGCUCGUCCAUGCUCCUGCAGAAGCUGAAGAUCGACGACCCCGUGGAUGCCAGCCCAGUACACGGCUUCUGCGGCAUCUGGGGUGCGCUGGCAGCCGGACUCUUUGACUGGGGCAAGGGCGUUGACCACUACCAUGGCUGGUCAGGCUUUGGUUGCAAGCCAGUGAGCGACACCGACUCGUCGUGCAUGACCGGCAUCGGUGGCACCGCCAUUGCCGCACAGCUCAUCAUGGUCCUCGUGAUCAUCGGUUGGGCUGGAGCACUGUCGGGUUUGGCUUUCUUCGCCCUGAAGAUGACCGGACUGCUGCGCAUCGACGAGUACACGGAAGAAGUGGGCAUGGACGUCAAGCAGCACUCGCCUCCGAAAGCUUACGCAAUCGGGGCUCCCGCGGCCUCCAACUCGCCCGGCGGGCCCAGUGUGUGA
This is a messenger RNA of Symbiodinium sp. CCMP2592, 6546 nucleotides long. The record is from the annotation of a GenBank genome assembly. Lineage: Eukaryota; Dinophyceae; Suessiales; Symbiodiniaceae.